Neocloeon triangulifer is the source of this 1653-nucleotide messenger RNA. RefSeq names its product haloacid dehalogenase-like hydrolase domain-containing 5. Gene Ontology annotation, cellular component: mitochondrion. The record is from RefSeq and is a predicted model, not a curated record. Bases 98 to 1336 code for a protein of 412 amino acids. NCBI's taxonomy places the organism in Eukaryota, Metazoa, Arthropoda, Insecta, Ephemeroptera, Baetidae. The transcript is spliced from 7 exons. Gene Ontology annotation, biological process: glycerophospholipid biosynthetic process.
UUACGUCACCGACCAGGCUGAAUUCGCUGAAAACUUGCUUUGACGAACGAAAGUUUUGUUGGUUUUGCUGCUCAGCUGCUGGCGGCUGGACGGCCAAAUGUCGACGGCCACUUUUAUGCAGGUGCUGCGGCCGCUGGAGGCGGCCAGCGGGUCAGGUCGCCUCGUGCGUCGCGCCUUCAGCAACCAGACUGUUCCUCGCUUUGGCCUGCUCUUCGACAUUGAUGGUGUCAUUGUCAGGGGCAAAAAGGUGUUGCCACCGGCCGCCGACGGCUUCAAGCGACUCGUGGACAGCAAGGGCAAAUUCAGGGUGCCCACCGUGUUUGUGACCAAUGCUGGAAACGCUCUUCGACACGACAAAGCUCAGCAACUCUCCGAGUGGCUGCAAGUGAAGGUGCACGAAGACCAAGUCGUCAUGGCUCACUCGCCGCUGCGCAUGUUCCACCAGUUUCACAACAAACACAUGCUCGUCUCAGGUCAGGGUCCCGUCAAGGAGAUCGCAAAGUACCUGGGCUUCCAGAAGGUGACCACCAUAGAGGAGUUGCGCGCAACCUUUCCUGCGCUGGACGCAGUCGACCACCAGAGGAGAAUUUCUGUCCCCUGCUCUUUUGAGGAAUACUUUCCUCGCAUUGAAGGCCUGGUGCUCUUCGGCGAACCUGUCAGGUGGGAAACUGCCCUGCAGUUGUUGGUGGACGUUCUGAUGACGGACGGUUUGCCCCGAAAAGCCCCCUCGAAGCACUUCUACCCUCACAUUCCAGUAUUGGCCUGCAACAUGGAUUUGCAGUGGAUGGCUGAAGCAUGCAUGCCCAGAUUUGGGCACGGUGCCUUUCUCUUGUGUUUGGAAAACCUCUACAAGAAGAUCACCGGCCACGACCUAAUUUACACCGCACUUAUUGGCAAGCCCAGUGAAUUGACGUAUCAUCACGCCCACCACAUGGUCAUGAAACAGGCCAAGUUGCUUGGCCUAGAGAAGCACCUCAAGGCCCUUUAUGCCAUCGGGGAUAAUAUCAACACAGACGUCUUUGGUGCCAAUUUGUACCAGCAAUACCUGCGCAAUCAGUGCAUCAUUGGGUCCCAAAGAGCAGUCCAGGUGGCCAGGAGCAUCGAGAAUUUGGUCGGAGGACACGACGAGACAUGCGAAAUGGUCGAAUUGGGCGCCAGCACCUGUUCUAGCAUUCUUGUGGAGACAGGGGUUUAUAGCCAAGAUUGCUCCACAAGUACCCUGGACCACUCUCCGAGGGAUUUCCUUCCUGUUGAAGAAAAACUUCGAGAGCCCAAUUACACUGUGGCCAACGUCGCAGAGGCCAUUGAUUUGAUUUUCAGAAACGAGGGUUUGUGAUUGCAGAUGAUCAUUCUUCUUCUUCUUUGCUCACCGCUAAAAUCCGCCACUGUGUGCAGCUCUUAUUUGGUGUUGACUCGAGGCGUCGUUAGAUAUUACCUCAUGUUGAACUUUUAAGUUUCUUAUACAAAGAAUUUACUGUUGUGUUUCUGUUUGUAAUUCUAUCUAAAUUUUAUUUGUCAUGUAUAUUUCCUGUCAAAGCGCAGAGUGUAAGUCAAAUGGCUGUUGUCUCAAAUUAAAAGUGGAUAAACAAAUAGAAAGUAUUUGAAAUGAAAUAAAAUAUUGACUAUGUAAUUAUUUUGAAACAAAAUGCUUUU